Molecule: messenger RNA, 1200 nt
Organism: Archocentrus centrarchus (flier cichlid)
Lineage: Eukaryota; Metazoa; Chordata; Actinopteri; Cichliformes; Cichlidae
Product: protein AMBP-like
Exons: 7
Coding region: 196-858 (220 amino acids)
Source: RefSeq, a predicted model, not a curated record
CUGUGCACAGACACACUGAACCAGAUAAAGAGAUCAUCAGAACUUUACUCUUUAAGUUGUGUGUUUUCUUGGUAGUGUAGUGAGAGGGGAUUGACAAAAGCCACAUACGCAGGGUAUCAGUUUGACCCAGAAAGGCAGCAGGGAAGUUUCUGAGAGGAGGCAGAGAGAGACACGUUAAACAGGCAAGCUAACGAUAUGCAGGGAGCAGUGAAUCUGGGGUCUGUACUGUUCAUGGGGUGGACUGUCUUGAUCCUCCAGGUGUCCCAUGUGCAGCCACAAAAUCUCACACAGGAGAAUUUUGAUCUGGAGCAGUUUAUGGGGAAGUGGUAUGAGGUGGCAGUGGUGUCUACAUGCCCUCAUUAUAUGCAGCGCAAGAGGGGAAACCCUGUGACUGUUGUGCUGGAGCUGAAACAUGUUGCUUCUGAGGGCAACUUCACAAUGACAGCUUCUGCUCUCAGGAAUGGGUUGUGUACAGAUACGUCAACAGAUUAUAGUUUGACUAACACUCCAGGGCGAUUCUUCUACCAUGCAGCAAGGCUCGGAGCAGAUGUUGAUGCCUUUGUGCUUCAUACCAAUUAUGAUGAAUAUGCUGUCAUUUUUCUGCUGAGCACAGAGAAACCAUCGGGAAAUAAAACCACCAUAGUCAAGCUUUACAGUCGGACUGUGGAAGCAAGUCUUGCUGUGAUGGAUCACUUUAAAACACUGGUCAGACAACGUGGAAUGAGCGAAGAUGCUGUCAUCGUGAAUCAGUACAAAGGUGAGUGUGUUCCAGGUGAACAGAAGACAGAGCCACCUACUCAGGUUUUUGUUCCCAAGAGGUCAAAAAGAAAUGCGGCGCCUUGUAAGAUUCAUCCCUGAGAAGACUUCACUGAGAGGGAAACUGAUCAAACCAUCUCAGCUUUGUGUCUUUAACUUUGUCAUUUCUGCCUCCUCCAGCUCAGCCUCUCAGCUUUUUGUUAAUGCCACUGUCCCAAAACCACACAUCACAGCAGGACUCGCUACCGUCUUGUAAAUCUUCCCUUUCACUCUUGCUGCUUUCCUUCUGUCACAAAUUACCCCAACGCUCAUCUCCACCCGCUCCACCAUACCUGCAUUCAUGUCUUCACCUCUUUUGUGCGCUGUCCAUUGUUUUGAAUAGUUGACCCCAGGUAUUUCAACUAUGUGUGUAUUAAUAAUAAAUAUAAAUAUAAGAAACAUAUG